Molecule: messenger RNA, 2317 nt
Organism: Nicotiana tabacum (common tobacco)
Lineage: Eukaryota; Viridiplantae; Streptophyta; Magnoliopsida; Solanales; Solanaceae
Source: RefSeq, a predicted model, not a curated record
UUUUCUAUACUUUUCAGUUUUGAGAAUUCUGGCUUGUCAGAUCUUCCAAAUGGAACAAGUCUCGCGAAUAUAUGUUGAAGCAAUCACUUUGACCGACUCUUCACAAUUGUUGUAUGAAGUGCUUUAAUAGUCCUUAUUUGACCAGAAAACUGGAAUAUCCUAAAAUGAUGUUUAUUUCAUAAUUAGUAAUAAUGCAGAGAAUUUUCUGCUAUGUCAAAGGACUGACAAAGCUUCAUCCUCUAUGCUAUCAGUUACAUCUGCUGCCUCGUCAAUGGAUGGACUUAACACGGUGUGACUUUUUUCUUUGGUUUUCUAGAGUAAUGCUGCAAUCACCUGUUUUAUAUGUUUGCAGAAAGAUUUGAUAAAGAAAUAGGCAGUAAGUAUGGAAUUGUGCCUGGCUCUCGUGAGAAUUCUCUUUACAAUGCUCUCUGGGUUGCACAAGCCCUUCUCCGUAAAGGAUCUGCAAAAACUGCUGAUAAACGCAUGCUCUUGUUUACAAAUGAAGAUGAUCCUUUUGGAAAUCUCAAAGGUGUCAUAAAAGUGGAUAUGAUGAGGACAACACUGCAGCGUGCCAAAGAUGCUCAAGAUCUUGGUAUUGCAAUUGAGCUUCUUCCACUAAGUCGACCAGAUGAUGAGUUCAAUGUUUCCCUUUUCUAUACUGAUUUACUUGGUUUGGAGGGUGAUGACCUUGCUCAGUUCAAGGCUCUUGUAGGAGAGAGGUAUACCUUACAAAAAUCUUCAACUGUUGAGAAUUCCUCAUGGAUAGUUGUGAGCUAUUCAAGUUUGUUAAUAUGCUUGGUAUAUGUAUGGCUAUCUCAUAUUUUAGCACUAGUCAAAUGAUGAAUCUCCAUGUAAAAGUAAAACUCUUUCUGAAGGACUUGAUAGUUAUUAACACAACCUAAUGUAAUAUGCUUAAUGAUUAUUCAUUAAAGGAGCCCAAAAGUAGAAGAGGUUGUUUCAUAAUAGUCGUGCUUUCUUUCGGUGACUGAAGUGAGGUGGUUGUUUGUUGUAAAAAUAUUUCUCUAAGUGAUCUUAUGUUCAUGAAGAACAAAUCACUUAAGUUUUCUUUUCUGCAACUUCUUAGAAUAGUCAUAGGGGUGUUCAUGUUAGAAGAACGUUAAGUUGAUUAAUUGAAAACUUUCCUUUAAAGAAUCAAAUUCCCUAACUUUAUCUAUAGAUUAAAAGAUUUAUCCUUUAAUUCAAAUUUAUUUUUAUUACGUAGUCUAAUAGAUAUUGUCUUAAAACUGCCAAGUAGCUUUUUAUUAGCUUACCACUUGGCUUAACCUCAAUGCAAACUACUCUCCUAUUUUAUAUAUAUAGAAAGAUAUAGAUAAUAGAUAUUGUUUUAAAAUUGCUUAGUGGAUUUUUAUUAGCUUGUCACUUGGCUUAACCUCAAUGCAAACUACUCUCCUAUUUGUUAUAUAUAGAUAUAGAAUCAGAUUAUUAACGUUCAGGGUUUUCUGUCUGUCCCUUCAAGAUGCAUUUCUCCUUAUGUCUAGGCAUUUAUAAAAGCAUGCAUGUAUUUUUCUAUGUAGUUUAACAUAAUAUAAUCAUAUUUUUUGAUAAGUAACACAAUGUAAUCAUAUAAUACCAUUGAAGUUUCUAAAGAUUAGAAAAUCUUUGAAUUUGUUGUAUCACUAGACCACGAUGCAGAUAGAUUUAAUCCUGAUAGAAAGCUACUAUCAUGUAAGAAAAAUAAUUGCUGAGAGACAGACAUAGAUAUAUAAGACAGACAAGAUUAUCGUCCAAUAUAAUUAGGUAGGGACAUCACAAGUCUGGUAAAUGAAAUAUGAAAGUAUAGUUACCAUGUGGUUGUUCCGUUGAGUAGCAUUUAGCAGACAUGAAUAGAUACAGAGAUAAAACUUUGAAAAUUAGAGGAAUUGACCAUGAAAAGGGCAUAAAAUUCACCAACUUGUGUAUAACGCAAGUAAAAAAGAGCAUACUACUAAAGAGAGAAUGAAGAAUGUUCAGACUAUCAGCAAAGCUCCUCUACUUCCAAUUUCAGGCUUCACUGAAGAAGGACAGGUUUCAUCUUUUUCAAUAGGUGUUGUUUACUGUACAAUGUACUUCUUUGUUAUUUGAACAGUCGUCUUGAGCAAUAGGAAGAGGUCUUUUACUGGAAGGAGAACAGAAGGGAAAUAACAUCCAUUUUGUGCCUGUAGAGAGAAAUGAGUGGUCCAGAUGGGUGAUAUGAAUGGUCAACAUAUUACUUGUUAGUUUCAUUUAUUUAUUUAUUUUCUUGAUUGAUGAAAUGAAUACUCAAAUGUGGAAAACCAAAGAACAUGAAGAUGGGAUGACCAGAUUGGUGUUUGGUGGU